GAGCGCGUCACGACGCGGUACAUGACGAAGUACGAGAAGGCGCGCGUGCUGGGCACGCGCGCGCUGCAGAUCUCCAUGAACGCGCCGGUCAUGGUCGACGUCGCGGGCGAGACGGACCCCCUCAAGAUCGCCAACAAGGAGCUCCGCGAGCGCAAGAUCCCGCUCAUCAUCCGACGGUACCUGCCCGACGGCUCCUACGAGGACUGGCCCAUCCGGGACCUCAUCAUCGAC
This is a messenger RNA of Aureococcus anophagefferens, 231 nucleotides long. RefSeq lists its product as hypothetical. The annotation marks the transcript as partial. Gene Ontology annotation, molecular function: DNA binding; DNA-directed RNA polymerase activity. Gene Ontology annotation, biological process: DNA-templated transcription. Gene Ontology annotation, cellular component: RNA polymerase I complex; nucleus; RNA polymerase II, core complex. The record is from RefSeq and is a predicted model, not a curated record. The transcript has a single exon. NCBI's taxonomy places the organism in Eukaryota, Pelagophyceae, Pelagomonadales, Pelagomonadaceae.